GCAGACUUUCACUCCCAACCUUGUCUCCAAUGGCGGCCACGGCCGCGGCGGCGACGCUCGCGGCGGCCACCUCCUCCUUCCUCCGGCGCUCCCCCUUGCUGCGGCCGCACGGGUUCCGGGUCGCCCGCGACUUCGCUCCCCGAAGGUUUGUGCGCCAAGCUGCUUCAUCAACGAAUGAAGAGGCUGCUGCCAGAGCAGCGGCAGCGACUGCUGAUACUGGUGGACCAACCAUUUUUGACAAAAUCAUUGCAAAGGAAAUCCCUUCAAGCAUUGUAUAUGAGGAUGAGAAAGUGUUGGCAUUUAGAGAUAUUAAUCCACAAGCUCCUGUGCAUGUUCUUGUCAUCCCAAAGCUAAGAGAUGGGCUAACUGGGCUUGAUAAGGCUGAACCAAGGCAUGCUGAUAUUCUGGGGCAGCUUCUUUAUGCGGCAAAAGUAGUAGCUGAGAAGGAAGGCGUGGCAGAUGGAUACCGCGUCGUCAUAAACAAUGGAGCAGAAGGAUGUCAAUCGGUCUAUCAUCUGCACGUGCAUGUACUUGGCGGACGGCAGAUGAAAUGGCCUCCUGGUUAAAUUUAAGAACAUUAGAACAAUGUACGUUUUUGUGCUCCUGUAUGAUCGAUCAUAGACUACUCAUGUAAU
This is a messenger RNA of Lolium rigidum, 635 nucleotides long. RefSeq names its product 14 kDa zinc-binding protein-like. Bases 30 to 566 code for a protein of 178 amino acids. Gene Ontology annotation, cellular component: cytoplasm. Gene Ontology annotation, biological process: purine ribonucleotide metabolic process; sulfur compound metabolic process. Gene Ontology annotation, molecular function: adenylylsulfatase activity. NCBI's taxonomy places the organism in Eukaryota, Viridiplantae, Streptophyta, Magnoliopsida, Poales, Poaceae. The transcript is spliced from 6 exons. The record is from RefSeq and is a predicted model, not a curated record.